UAAUAUUGUGAUUUUGUAAUUACGUAAGCCGUUAGCUAAAAUAAACCUCGUUGUGAAAUGCCGCCAAAAUCUGCACUGAAUUCCAAACGCAACAAAAAUAAAAAGAGCGUAUCAGAACCAUACGUUUCUCCUAAAACGGACACUAGUAAUGCAAGCGCUUUGGAUCCAGAAGCGAAGGACCGUUUCGAAUUAGAAUUAUGCUGGUGCAUACAACAAAUGGAAGCGAGCCUAGCUGGUGGCAAACUUCAGGAGAAGCAAGUGCAGGAACUUAGUAAACAUAUACAUUUGUUAAAGAGUAACACUGCGCCGUUAGUAAAAAAGAGACAAGUAAUGAGAAAUACUUUGGGAGACUACAGAGAGAAAAUGGCUGAGGACGAGCGAAAGUUUAGCAAAACUGUAUCAGUAGUUAAGUUCACUGAUUCUGCUUCACUAGAAAAGAAAUCAAUAUUUAUUAAAAAAGCUGCUGGAUACAGGACACAGAAUUCUAAUAGACAAACGGAUGAUCAUAAAACACAAAAUACAUUACAAAGUACAGAGCAGGCUGUUUGUAAUAGUAAUAAAACUGAAAGUUCAUUUAAAUUCAAUUUCUAA
Trachymyrmex septentrionalis is the source of this 591-nucleotide messenger RNA. RefSeq names its product UPF0488 protein CG14286. Bases 58 to 591 code for a protein of 177 amino acids. The record is from RefSeq and is a predicted model, not a curated record. The transcript is spliced from 2 exons. Lineage: Eukaryota; Metazoa; Arthropoda; Insecta; Hymenoptera; Formicidae.